AAAAGCGAGGAACGCAUCAAAGUGGAAAGCGCCCCUACGUUGAGCUUUCGUCGUGGGGCGGCGCGCGCAGGAAGCUUAUCGCUCGGUGUUUUGUCGCGGUUUUCUGCUCGGAGUAAUCGUUUUUUGUGUUAGUGUGCGAUCCGCCGUUGGUCUGCGUGCACGUCACUGCAGCGCGUUCGUGUGAUACCACGCGCGUUUUGUGCUUCCCGCGGUCAAUAAUCUCCUCGAGCUUUUGUAUACGUUCCGCGUUAUCUCUGCCGAAAGUUCGGCGUGGCGCUAAGCUUUGUUUGUGACUCAUGUUCGCACGGCAAGUUCCUUAUUACAUCUAGUAGGUUUUGAACUCCAGUUUCGGUGACGCCAUCCUUAAAAACAACCCUCAGACACCCCUUUAUCACGGUCUCAGAGGGAACUGCAGAAGCGUUUAUCUCGCAUAAAACUUUUCGCGACGGUCUUUUAACUUGAACGAUUGGUAUUUUGUCGGUAUCACUCAACACUCGUUUUGAAUAUUGGAGGAAAUCGGUUUGCCGUCUCGAUACAAUCGCAUCCUCGUGAUAAGCUGAUAGCAGUUCCCUAGUGGUGUUUACCUAGUCUAGGUCUGAUUCUACUUUUGCAUCUGACGGUGUAUUUUAUUAGUUUUUUGUGUUCUUUCUAUGUCAUUUGUUUGAAUAUUAUCUCUGAAUGUAGUGUUGUGCUCCAAUCAUACAUAAAGUUUUCAAAUUUGUGGAUUUUCUCCGAAGUGAUAAGUUUGUUUACAUCUUACAUCACAUUGCUGGAACGUUGCUUGACCAUAUUGGACUUGCUCCUUUGAUGAUUAAGGCGAGGCUGGUGUUGCGGUUGAGGGCGAGUGCGGGCAUGCGGCCGCGCCUGUGCCUGCUCCGUGACGGGCAGCCGGGCUCGUAGCCGGCCGCGCCGGGCGAGAAAGCCGGGCGUGCCGGGGUCGGCGCCGCGACGCCGAUAUGCCCGGCCUCGUCGUGUUCCGGCGCCGCUGGAGCGUCGGCAGCGAUGACCUCGUCGUCCCUGGGGUCUUCCUCUUCACCCUCCACGUCACAUGGCUGGUGAUCAUGAUAGCGGUGCUGGCGGUGGUGAAGUUCGACCGGGCGUUCGUGUGCGUGGACCAGAUCUGGUGGCUGUGCGUGGCCUAUCUGGGCGUCCUGGCCGGCUCGGCCCUCCUCGACCUCUUCGUCUCCCUCGUCGCCCUCCGCGGAGGCAUCCUCGAGACCGAGGCCCGGAAGUCCAUCAACCUCCUCCUCUACUUCAGACUCGGUGUGAUGUUGGUGGAAAUCGCGUGGCUUACCGUGGGAGUGGUGUGGCUGGUUGUCAAUUACAAGACCUGUCCCAUCGAAAGCGCGAAGGAAGUCAUUCUCGGGUUGGUUGUUUGCAACUGGCUGAUCAUGCUGAUCAUCGGAGUGACGGUUUGGUGCGUGUUCGAUGCAGCGGGUCGUUCGUGGGUCAAGAUGCAGCAGUUCCAGCGCUCCAUGCGAGAGAACGAGUCAUCCCGCUUCCAGUACAAGCGCUCUGGAAGGCGAGGCGGCCGCAAUUGGAGGCAAAGGAAGGUGAUAAGAGCGUAUCAAGAUAGUUGGGACCAUAGAUGUCGACUUUUAUUCUGUUGUAUGGGAAACAAUGACAGGAAUAAGAAUUCCUUUGCGGAUAUUGCCAGACUUCUUUCAGACUUUUUUAGAGACCUAGAUGUUGUUCCAUCAGAUGUAAUCGCUGGUCUUGUGUUGCUGCGCAAAUUCCAAAAAAUUGAAAGAGAAGCUGUUGUCAAUGAACGUAAAAAUGAAACGUUUGAGUACCUUUCGGGCGUAGCCGUCACGUCAAAUACGAAGUUUGUCGCUGUUGGUGAUGAAAACCACGUACAUUUAUUUCAGACUGUGAUUCAUUAUAUGCAUUAUGCUUUAGCCGCUUACGGUUGGCCUAUGUUCCUUAUCACCCAUACUGUUCCUGACACCUGCAAGUUUUGCUUUCAACUAAAGUGUUCCUGCCUUCCGUCCUGCUGGUGGCAUCGAGCAAAACCAGACAACGAUGACGAACCGGUCAUCAUAGAAGAUAACUGCUGUCACUGCAACUAUACUGCGUUCAAAAAUAUGGUUGCCUCAGGAGAUAUUGAUGUUGUUUAUGCAACAUACCAUGUUGACAUAGGAGAAACACCAUUCUUUGUAGUCAUUGAUUACACCAAACAGAAAAUAGUCAUCUGUAUUCGGGGUACCUGGUCAAUGAAAGAUGUGAUAACAGAUUUGAAUGCUGAAAGUGAAUGUUUACCCUUAGAUCCACCCAAGGAUGAUUGGCUUGGACACAAGGGUAUGGUCAAUGCCGCAGAAUAUAUCAAGAAAAAAUUAGAGUCUGAAGACAUUUUAAACAAAGCGAAAUCACAAUGUGAGAAAAAAGCCGAGGGUAAGGAUUUCGGGUUGGUGUUAGUGGGUCAUUCACUCGGAGCAGGCACGGCAGCAAUCUUAGCCAUCCUUCUGAGGCCGAAGUAUCCAGAUCUCCACUGUUAUUCUUUUUCACCUCCAGGAGGCUUGCUUAGUUUGCCUGCUGUAGAAUACACAAAAUCAUUUAUUACCUCCGUAGUAUUAGGAAAGGAUGUGGUUCCUCGGAUAGGUCUUCAUCAAAUGGAAGCACUUAGAGCAGAUCUGAUCAAUGCUAUCAAAAGAAGCAAGGAUCCAAAGUGGAAAACGAUCGUAUGUAGCUUUGUAUGCUGCGGCUGUGCCCCCAUGCCUACCUCUGCCAUCGAACUAAGAGCAGACAGCGCAACAAUGAAGGAAUAUCAACGGGAAAAAGAUGCUGUACGCUCUUUUGCAAACCAGCCGAACGAUACAAGUAUAUCCUUGUCAUUCCAUCAACCUCUAUUCCCACCUGGAAAAAUCAUUCAUAUUGUCCGCCACCAUCCAACGAAAGAAGAGCAAAAAUAUGAAACAUGGUGGAGGCGGUGGUUGAACAAACAUGAGCCUGUGUAUCAAGCUCUGUGGGCGAACAACACAGACUUUGACGAGGUUUUAAUCUCCCCGGUCAUGAUCCAGGACCACAUGCCUGAUAAAGUCCUUGAUUCACUCAACAGAGUAAUAACCAGUAUGGGACCAGCAAAGCCUCAACGCUCUGCAACCAAUAUUAGUGCUGUGAUCAACCUUCGGGAGAAGCUCAAGACAAGUCCAAACUCUACCCCUCCUCCGACCAAACUCUGCCUAGAAACGAGUUUCGCCUCAGUCCAGGCGAAGCGGGACUCGCUCAAAGACUCACUCAAAUUUUCAAAUGGUGUUGCGUGGGAUUUCAGCUCCAAUGAGCUGCCCCCAUCCUACGAAGCAUCUGCUUCUCGCUCCAAAAGCAAAAUUGACCUCAUUCAUGACGAUUGGUAUGGCCUAGCACCUCUGGCUAAGGCUGAGUCUCUUUCAGAAGUGUCGAGUAUCGGUUCGCGUGGAGAGACCUACGUUAUGGCUCGACUUGACGAUUGCAAAUCAAGUAAUGAUAAUGUUCCAACUACUGCUGAGUUUGAAAAGUUUUUUGCAGAAAGCCUCACUGAAAAAAAAGAGCCUGCGGGUGGUGAUGAAGAUUUGAUAGAAAAUUUCACCUACGAAAGUUCGCCGCUCCUGAACAUCCUCCAUAACCCCAAAAUUGCCGAGUUCUUAAGUCGUAAAGAAGACACAUCAUCUUCAGAUUGUUUCUAUGAAAUGUCACCCAAUAGCAGUAAAAUGAACUCGCCAUUCACGAAACCAACAGCCUCUGUUCACUCCAGUGGAACAGGAAAUGAUGUUUACUUCAGCUUGGAGAGCGAGACCCGGAGUAUGGAGCCAGUCACACAUUCGUCCUCGGAGUCUCCAACGCUCCACCAUCAGGAAGAUAGCUCAGUUACCUCUACGUUCACAGACUGUCAGUUCGAAGAGUGCCCUGAAGAUCUGAAGACGCUCCCUCUGGACGAAGAAUACGCCUCAGUUUUCAAUUCUUCGUAUAAAACCUGUUCGGAGCUACCAAGUGACUACUCACUGAGGCGAAAUCUAUGCGAUAACUCUGCAACGUGCGACCUAACGUCAGACUCUGAUUGGUCCCACUCGCGGGCUCCUUCUUCCACAGGGGAUAAUGUGAUAGUGAAAACUCCUGCGGAAAAUGUGAUAACUAAAAGCGCUCGUGGCUCAGACACAUGGAACAAUAAUGAACAAACUUUAGUCAAUUUAAUCGGGGAUAAUAAGGGUAGUGGGCAAAACGGUGCUGCUGCAGGUCAUUCGGAAUACAGCUAUGCUCUGCGAUUUAAUAAGGGUGAGAGUAGUGUGUAAGAAUGAAUGACCGACUUUUCCAACCUGUUACCUCCAUUUGCAAGUGUAUUCAUGUACAAGGUGGCAAAUUUUAAAAUGCUUCUCGACUUUAAAUUUUGAAAAAGAGUCAGAAUUUAGAAGGGAAGAUGAAACGUUAUAAAAGUAAUAACGUAAGAAAGGAUCCUGAAUUUUUUUUCAUUUAUUCAACAACUAGGAGAAACCUAUCAAUUUUAAGCACAUAUUGCUAAAACAGUAUUUAAAUUACUGUAAACUGACCCUUAUGUUUUCUGCAAAAAAUCCACCUUGUGAUGAAUUUGUAUUUCUACAUUUGUAAGAAUCUCAUCAGAUCUUCCCUUUUUCGCGAUUAACUCAAGGCCCAAAUAGUAUAAUUUUUGAACAAAGGCCACCAGACUUCCAUGAUUUGAAGAGAAAGAAAGUACAAUUGAUAUGUACGAAAAAAUUAUUUGGGUGCCACUCAUCAAAAUUGGACAUCUCCAGGUGUAAGGAUUGUAGUUACAACGGGAGUUUUGGAAAACCAUGAAGUAUCACAGUGGGCUAUUUUUUAAAAUUCCCUUUGUAAAUAGAUCCCUUCUGCCUUAGGACGUUCAAGAACAUUUGUUCGAACAUGAGUUCAGCCAGAACAAGACAUUCUAACAGACAAAGUGCGUGUGACGCAGCUAAUGUUUCUUGAAAAAUUUCUGUGAUAAGUCCGUUUUUCUUUUAUUUUGUUUAUUGUAUUUAAGAAUUGCUCCUGUAAAUUUUGUUUUUUAUUCUUUCUUGUGGUAAAUUUAAGUAAGUAGCAUUUAUUCCCUCUUCAACGGCCUCCUUGGACGGUGAUGUUCGUGUGAUGCAUUAAGCUAUCAGGAAUCAAAUUACCAAGGUGAACUCCUCAACCUAUAAUAAGAAAAAAUCCAAGCCAUGAGAUUUUUUUUUAUUAUUAUUAUCUUUCCUUACGCUGACUCUGAAAUAGUUGUAAGAUGAAGAAUGGCUGUAUGUUUUAAAAGGAGGAGAACACUGCAUAUAGGAUUCUUUUUUGGAUUUGGCUAUUCUUGAACUGUAGUAAUUUUUUCUCCCUCAGAUAUGAUUUUUGCCUCCUGUGCAAAGAAAAUUACAGACUUUAAUAACUUUUCUGUAUCUCUCAUUUUUUUAAAGUUAUGUAAAUACUAUAAGCAUUUAAUGGAAUCUAGCGAUUCUAAUGUCAAAAUGUUAAAAAUAAGUUCUCCUCACAUCAAGUGCAUACUUUAAUGGUAUUGAGAAGUUGAGAAAGCUAAUUUUUUAUGCACAGUUUAUGCAAACCAUGUAAAUUCAUGAUUUUAAGUUUAAGGGACAAUACAUUGUAAGAUUUUUUUUAUCCGCCCUUCUUUCUGCUGAAUUUUUACCAGGAACAACCGAAAAAAUAGUCACCCCAUUUAGCCCUAGAGUAUGUAAACAGUCAGAAAGUAUCAAUUACUCUCACAUGUAUAUUCACUUGUUAAAUUUUCCCUUGUAGAUAAGUAUGUUUAGUUACCAAUUUGUACAGCAAGUGUUUGGAUAAGGUGGUACAUAAUUUUGCCUCUGAAAACACCAGCUCUACUGUCCGAAGCAAAAACACUGUAACUCUUUCCCAGGUGUUGCAUUAAUUUAAUACACAUGCUCUGCUCUCCUACACAAAAACCUAAUCACCAUUAUGAUUAUUUUUCCUUAUUUGAAUUUCUGAUGGUAUAUCAUAAUCACUCUGCAAGUAUGAAGAAUGAAUGUUCGCUGGCUCUUUCGUAAUAGAACGUUUUGUCGGCAAAUAAUUACAUACAUGAGUCGCUUUUAUAGCGCUCUCUGGCACUCUGCGACGCCUAAUCGCCACAAAACUCGGUCUUCCCACAAUCCAUCAGGGAGUUGACACUCCCUUAUCUUAUUUAAAACCUCCUGUCGCCACCCUCUCACUGGGCGUUCCCUUCGUCUCCUUCCAGGAGGUAUUCAAUCAAGCAUCUUCUUCGGCAGCCUCUUUUCUGUCAUCCUACUAACAUGACUGUACCAGAUAAGCUGUUCAGUCAUGACGUCAUACAUGAUGUCAUUUUUGACUUCCAUGAUAUGACGCACUCUCUCAUUACAGACCUGAUCUCUCCUAGAAAUUCCUGCCGACCUCCUCCAGAAAUCCAUCUCCGUUACUCUUAACAUAUCCUGUGUACGUUUCUUCAGCUGCCAAACUUCACAUCCGUAUGUUAAUGUAUUUUAAACCACAGCAUUGUAUAUCCUCCUCUUGUUAUCUUGAGAAAGCUGCUGAUCCCAGAGGAUUCCAUUUAACAUCGCUAUAGCCUUCCUUGCUAAGGUGUUUCUUUCCUUGUUAGCUUGAUCCGUCCUUCCAUCCUAGGUCAACCGCACUCCCAAGUAUUUAUAAUCCGCGCAGCUGAUCUGCUGGCCAUCCUCCAACUCAAUGCUUUGCUGAUCACCUCCAAAAGGAGGCAAAUAUUUGAAUGAUGCAAAACGGAGUUACAGCGUUUUUGCCUAGGAAGUCAGUAGCUCAUAGCAGUCUUUUUGACCUUCCAUAAACUUUCUUCCUAUUCCUUCUUCCGCAGUUAAAAGAAUAAUACAACUUUGAGGCUCUAGCCUUUGUAUCCAAAUCUGCUCAAAUCCGGCCAGAGUAUAUCUUUUGACAGCAGUAGGAACCUCUGAUUAGGGUCCCUUCGUCUUAAGCAUUCGGCUUCAAGACCUCCAACUUUCCCCUGAAAAAUACAUGUUUUCAAAGAGAUUGAUUCUAGUCCUGUUAUGAAAAUUUAUUGUGAGGCUGUGUUUGUGUUCUUCGGACUUUUUUUUACAGUACUUAGCUUUACUUAGAAUUCAAAAGGUUGUCUUUGGUUUUUCGUCUUUUUCUGCGUGAGACUCAAUCCUGAGCGAAGAUGACAAAAAUUUAACUUACAAAACGUUCCUUUAGUCGGAAAUUGUCUCUCUAUUGUGCAGUGCUGAAUGUAUUAAUUCUAAAUACACUGCAGACUGCAAUAAAAAUGGCUUUUGUCAGAAAAGAAAAGACUCACCCUGAUAUUGAACUCAAUUCUAUUCCGUUACCAUGUUAUUACGUGAAAUUUUUAAAGACAAACUUCUUCCCUCGUGUAUAUUGACCAGCAACUUCAAAUUUAAAUUCUUAGUCGCACUUUCUUCAUUUCAAACGAUGUGGAGUUCAUGUCUUGGGAAAUUUUGUUCAAAAUUCAUACUCCAUUUGGCAGCGUAAGUGCUGCUUAUAUUUUCCAAUAGGGAUUUUUAUUUACAGAAUUUUUAUCAUAUUUUUUAAACAAAAUAUCUCAUGACCCUAUCUGUAACCAACUGAAAUGUUGUUUCGAGUUCUUAUUCAUACUACUGUACCAAGGAAGAUCGCCGUGAGAGCCUUGGAACGUUGCCGACUUUUCUUUGAUUAAACAUAAAUUCUCUGGGAAACCUGUGAAUGUUUUUCCUUCAAUUUUUUAGAGAAUUUCACUCGAAAUCAGGUCUAAAUUAUCUGAAAACUUCAAGUGAAAAAAUUAGUAACUCUCCUCAAAAGUAAUCAUUUAAUUCAAGGAAAUUUGGCAACUCUCGAAUGUUCAAGGAGCGUUUUUCCGCAGCACAGCAAGAUGAUAAGAACCAAUAACAUUUAUAACUUGCCAGUUGUUAAUUUACAAGCAAAA
This is a messenger RNA of Bemisia tabaci, 7870 nucleotides long. RefSeq names its product inactivation no afterpotential E (gene inaE). The record is from RefSeq and is a predicted model, not a curated record. Gene Ontology annotation, molecular function: lipoprotein lipase activity. Gene Ontology annotation, biological process: arachidonate metabolic process; diacylglycerol catabolic process. NCBI's taxonomy places the organism in Eukaryota, Metazoa, Arthropoda, Insecta, Hemiptera, Aleyrodidae. Gene Ontology annotation, cellular component: cytoplasm; dendrite membrane; postsynaptic membrane.